This is a messenger RNA of Amphiprion ocellaris (clown anemonefish), 8500 nucleotides long. It is a transcript of the gene fam171b, whose product is annotated as family with sequence similarity 171 member B. NCBI's taxonomy places the organism in Eukaryota, Metazoa, Chordata, Actinopteri, Pomacentridae. The transcript is spliced from 8 exons. The record is from RefSeq and is a predicted model, not a curated record. The coding region runs from base 139 to 2535 and encodes 798 amino acids.
AUCUUCGCUCCGCCCAGCCUCAGCACCAGCAUCCCUCAGUCGCACAAGCAUCACCGGGAACCAUGGCGGAGACGAGGCCUCGGUGAUCCGGACCCGGUUCUUCCUGCGGUCCGUUAUGUCUUUGCUGCUCGUCUCGUCAUGCCCGCCGCUGAUCGCCGUCCGCCGCCGCUGCUGCUCCUCCUGCCGUCGCUGCUCCUGGUCUGGUGCCCGGAUGGGGCGGUGAGAGCGGCGGAGGAGGGCGGCGGCCUGCCCGGGGACAAUGGCCUCAGAGCCGCGGUGGGAGAACCGUCCGGUACCGACGGCGGGGCGGUGAGGCGGCUGCUGGGCCCGUCGGCUCCGGUCGCAGAGGCCCAGUUCGCCUUGAAGGUUCUGGUCCGAGACCUGGUGACCCGCCAGCCGCUACCCGGCGCCACCGUGGACGUCUACCUGAACCACACCCUGAGGAGUUCUGCCCAGACCGGGCCCCGAGGGGAGGUUCUGCUGUGGGUGGUCUACAGUCCAAGCCUCAGUCUGACCCUGCUGGGCCACAUGGAGGGCUACGUCCCGAACCCACUGCCCUGGAGCACCGCCAAGAGGCCCAUUUUCUCGGCCGUGAUGCUGCUGCUGCUUCCUCACAGUCAGGGAAACAUCUGGCUGUUUGAAGACUCAGUUCUCAUCACCAGGAAGUUACCUGACAGCUCCUCCCAACCCAAAGUUAAGUUCCCCAAGAACCUCCUAACCAUCUCUGAUCAAAACAACGUCUCCACGGUGACGGCCUACCUGACGGUGCCACAGCGCCACCUGGCCAAGGACUGCGCUAACUGCACGCAGGGCAUCAUUAGCAACAAAUCAGCGUUCAGAAGCAUCGAGCUGAAGGCGGUGGCAGCCGUCAGCGUCCUGCUCUACUCUGGAGGCCAGGAGCUCCAGGUCCGAGGUCCGAUCCAGAUCAGCCUCCCGCUGGGACACAACACACACCUGAGGGCCUCGGACACCAUCCCCGCCUGGACCUUGAACCUGAAGACAGGUGCCUGGGAGAACCAGGGUCUGGGAAUAGUGAAAGCAGUCGGUGAUGAGCUGGUCUGGACUUACACUGCCUCACAUCUGGGCUCCUGGAUCGCUGCCCCGCUGCCCUCGUCUAGAGAUUAUCUCGGGCAUGCCGGCUCUCUGGAUUUCUUAUCGUACCACACCUACCUGCUGACGGGAAUUCUGGGAGGAACUCUGGUUACCGCGAUCGGAUUUCUUUCCUUGCUGUUGUGUCACUGCGGAAGUUCUCAUCGGGAGCCCAGGAGGAGGCGAGCGCGGUUUUCCAAACUCACGGUGGUGAAAAAAGACCAAACCACUUCCACCCACAUGGUGGAGGGUUUGUUGUUCCGAUCAGGCGACAACAGUCUGGCCUCGUGCAGCGUCCAGUGUGAACCUUCAUCCACGCCGAGGCACAAAGCCAACUACAACAUCUACGUGGAGGAUCCAGGGAGCCUCGCCACCGCCCCUCUUUACGAGAACAUCGCCUCGGAUCGGAUGAAGGGCUCCCAGCCGCCGCCUCACUACAUCAACAGCGAAGAGGUGGCUCGGCUCAGGGAGAAGUCGGAGCAGAACCAGGCCAACAUGAACACCGACAGCUUCUUCCAAGACAAGCUGGUUCACAUCUACAACCAGCCGGUGGCCAUUAUUCAGGCUCCGGAGCUUUUCGGCGCUCAGGAACAGCUCAAGUCGGCCACGUUCCCCCGCAACGGGGUGGAGUACGACGCCCACUCAGAGCCUGCCAGCAAAGACAGCUACACCCAGACUCUACCCAAAGGCCCCCACCACCACUCCCAGGGUGGCAGCAGCCCCCAGCAGGGCAGCCAGGACGACCCCCAGCCUCUGGAGACGCCUCCCCAGGGUCAGGGCCCCAACGCCGGGGUGUGGGGACGCUACAGCAACCUGCUGGAAUCCUCCGUCUCCGUGCCCGGGACUCUGAACGAAGCGGCUGGUAUGGAGGCCUUCAACGGAGGCCACGGCGUGCCCAGCGAGCUGCAGGGGAUUUCAGAGCGCACCCUGCUGGAGCUGACUCGUGGCAAGUCUCACCCCAGGGCCUGGUUCGUCUCUUUAGAUGGGAAGCCGGCCGCCCAGGUUCGACACUCCAUCAUCGAGCUGCAGAGCCGCCACCGGCCGCCGAGCAGCAACGACACCAGCCUGGACUCGGGGGUGGACAUGAAUGAGCCUCAGCAGAACAUCCGCGAGACGGAGCGGCCUUCCAUCAGGGCGUCUUCGCUGCAGCACCACAGCCGAGGACGGUACGAAGAGCAGGACCUGAGCAGCAGCGAGAGCGGCACCACGGCCACCUGUACGCCGGAGGACCCCUCCCUGAGGAACAUUUUAGACGGGAGCAGCGGCGCUAUUCCCAACAUUCCCGAAGAGCGGGAUGGGAUGGAUACGUCCAGCGCUCAGGAGGACAGCGAGUCCAGGGGGACGCCGCCUCCACGGCGCCUGAGGAAGGUGAGGGAAAAGGGGAAGACGGAAAAGAGGAGCGCCAAGCAUGUCCGUGAGGGCCGGCCUCUGACCAAGAGGAGUUAGAGCAAACAGAUGAGUGGUUUAUUAUCAGUGCUUAAUUUAAACAUCUCAUUAAGUGUUUAUUCAGUGAUCCCAAUACAGCGACUCCAUCUCAAAGCAUCACAUUUUUAGAUUGACUUCUGGUCAGUCAUCAUAAAUUUGCCUGAAAUUGUAAAAGCAUGAAAUAUAGAUAUUAAUAGAGAUAUUGGAGAAAUUGUAGGGCUGGCCCGAAUAAUAAUUUCUGGGCUCCGGAUAUUCGGCCCCAAUUAGUGACGAACAUUCGGAUAUUCGUAUCAUCCAGCGGGGGGGCGGGAAGCUAGUAAUAUACGAGCCGACCCGAAUACUCGUAUUGUCCGACGAGGGGGGGGGGGGUUGUAAUGACACAAUGUUAUUCAUUUAUCUAUAUUACUCGUAUACUAACACAGUCAACACCAUUUAUUAACAGUACAGUUUCUUCAAAUUGUGUGGCAAGAAAAUCAGCAUGUUUACAUCGUCAGGUAACAGUGAACUUCUUGUUUCAUUGACAAUGUACCCAGCCUUUGAAAAUAUGUGCUCCGCCGGGGUCGAAGUAGCUGGAACGCAGAGGCAGUAUUUGGCGGCCAACGCGGAGUUCCCACUCAUGAGUUAUGAAGUGACAGCCAUGUACGCCUCCAUGCUCACUGAUGUCCAAAUGUCUCUGGUAAAACUCACGCAAGUGGAGCUCUCAAGAAGAGAUGCGACAUAGUCCCGGAGAUUGCUGUGCUUCAGAGAGAGCGCCUGUGAAAUCCUGGUGCGUUUGGGGACAGUGUGCUCAGGUACCAGCGUUUUAAUUAAAUUUUUGAACCCAUCACCUUCUACCACACUAAUGGGUCUCAUGUCUAUUAGGCUCAGCAACCGGUCAUUUUCCUACAUUGCUUUAAAUAUUCGGCCAGUUUAUAUAUUAAAACCCAGCAACUACUUCCAGCAUUCAGAUGGCUUUUCAUGCUUGUUGUACCCCCAUGGUAUGCCAAUUUCAAAUGGAAAAUUUUGCACACUGCCUUGGUCUUGUCUUGAUUUAAAGUGAAGAAUUCCCCAACAGCAGAGGUCUUCAGCAUUUUGUCUUCUUUUUAAGCAAUGAAGUAAAGCGUGACGUCAGAGUCGGCAGGUCCGCGGCCAGCCACCUGGCCAGUCGGGGGCUUGGCAAGAAACACAGGAAGGGAUGAGCCAAGACGGGCCAAAGGCGAAGGGAUGAGACGAGCUUCGAAUAUUCGUAUCGUCUGACAGGGGGUGGGGGGCGAAUAUUCGGAUCUCAAAAUGAAUAUUCAGAUACCACCGUAACCAACGAAUAUAAGGAUAUUUGGGUCCAGCCCUAAAAAAUUGUAGCUUGACAUAUUAAAUCAUUUCUGUGAAAUAAUUUCUUAAGAAGUUGCCCGUCCAAUUAUGCAGAUUCUAAAUGACAUGAUGAGAAAUAAGAGUGAAGAUAUCAGGUUUUUAUCUUGAAUAAUUCCUGAGAUAUUGUCAUUAAAACAGCCUCAAACUUUAACGUGAGAAAAAACCUGUAUCAGAAACUGCUCGGUACAGGGUUGGGGGGGUUAGGGGUUAAACUUUCACAGAUACCUUUAGAAAUAUCUCUAAUUCAUGAUUUAAAACAAAGCAAAUCAAAGAUUGUUGAGCAGAUGGCCCCUGAUGAUUUGAGAUGGAAUUACCCAGUUAGUUUUAACUACUUGUGUUCACACAGGCAUUGUUGUUGUUGAGUUAUGUGAUUGUACAACUUUGCCAAAGAAUGCAUAAGCUAAUUCAAGAAACAAAGCAGGAUCUGUGUCGUGUUGAAGCAUCAUGUAGCUGUUAGACACCAUAUGUUCACUCAUUCUCCUGAAUCUGAAGAUCACCAGCGAGAUUCUUCACAGCAAAUGUCCGUGUGAACACGAUGUCCCUAAUACUGGCGUUAUAGAGGGUGCCUUCUCACUAGAGCCCGACCGAUACUGGAUGUUUGGCACCGAUAGCAAUUUGAAAGUGUACUAAAUUCUGAGAUACUGGCUGAUGUUGUUUAUAUAUCGUAGAGUUGCGUUGUAGUGUUAGGAAACAUGAUGGGGUUAUUGAUUAUGUAACUGGUGGAAGUUAAUCAACUAGUUGGCGACUUACAAUAAGGACACCACUCGGCUCCGCACCACCAAAUGCUCGGCUACAUGUGCUGCCGACAGUCUGGAGGCCAUUUUAAACAGAGCUGCUCUCCAAAAAUCUGUGAUGAUUUCAAAACUACCCCAAGCAUCUUUAUCUGUAUUAUGUCCCAUAAAAGAAAGUUUCCUAUCGGACAACAGAUACUGAUAUCUCUGUGGCAGGCCGAUAUCGCCACCGUAGAUCGGUCGGGCUCUACGUCUUACUGCCUGUAUUCAUGAAAUGUGACUACAUAAAGGCACAGUAUUUGUCUACAAUUAGUAAAAUCUGGUGAGUUUGCAGGACGGACACAGAUACAGGUACUAUGUGUAGUGCACUUAUCCUCACCACAAAUGCCUGCUGGAAAUUAAAUAAGACAAAGAAGCUUUCCCAGUUUGCAGUGUUCGCAUCUUGUUGUGACCACAUGGUCUUGUUUCACUUUAAAAAAAGAGGCUCUGGGAUUUGUUGACAACUAAUCUGAAUGUGAGUUAAACAAUUUAGCGUCAACUUUCCAACUCCAACCUGGACUUUCAUGGACUUGAUGUACAUUGUGAAGCUAAGCUGCCAUUUUGAAGUACACACCUGAUAUUCAAGGUUUUAAGCCUACAGUGGUUUUUGAAUGCAUGAAAAUGAAUGUUUCUUUGUGUGUAUGAACACAUAGAGCUGACAUUGUCAUAGCUGUUAGAUUAAAUGUGACUGAGUUUUUCCAUUUUACUGUCUCGUCUUGAGGAGACUCAGUGUUGUCCACUAAACUGCGAGUAAAUACAGUUUUAAGCCACAAGACCCGACACUAAAACACGAGACGAUGUGUUUGAUGCGAUUCAAGACAACAAUGUUUAAUUUAAGAAGUUUGAAUCCUUUUGUUUACCGCGUCAUGCAUUUUUACUGUUUUCUUUUUUUAAAUACGUGGGGAUCUUGUCAUGGAACACCACAUGGUUGGUGCCUUGGAGAUCUGAUUUUAGCUAAAUGCUCUUGAUAUCGAUUAUAGCAGAAGUACAGCAUGAUCACAGGAUUACUGUUUUUUACUGAGAUAAAACAAAGAAUAUGGUUUUAAACUGUUUUUUCAAUUCAGAGGAAGGGAUUUGGUCAUAUAGUCCACAGAAUAGUUAUAUUUAGCUCUUUGUACUGGUUGGUGAGAUGUUUGGUUCGCUAGUCCAGAUAGAAAUAUAUAUUUAGUGAUUUUGCACAGACACUUGUGUAUCCUAAUGACACUGACCACUUCCUCUAAGAUCUGGGUAUCGUUGGAUCAACUAGAAUUCAUUUGUAAUUCAUAAAUGAAAACAGUUAAGAAUAUAUCUCGAUAUUUGGCAGUUCCCUUUUUUGGUUUGGAAACCAUAAUCAAAAUCAUUUGGUAUUUGUAUUUUUUUGUUUCCAAACAAAAAGUGAGACAACUCAACUAAAAAAAAAAAUAGUUUUUUUGCAAAUUAAUUUUUCAUUUAUUUGGGAAGAAUGGCAGAAUGAUUGGAACUCCAUCUGUCCAUGUCACUAUCUUUGUUACCUUAACGUAGAUCCUCUUCUUCCAUAAUGGUCCAGUUUUAUAGACUAGCCAUUCUAUAAUUUGGAAGCAUUUACACGUCCAGUUCCUGUCUGCCCACCGUUGAACAUCUGUUCCAAAAGUAAAAUGAAGAAAGGAAUUAUUCACCCUUUGAUGCACAACAUGAGUCAAAAGUGGCCCGAAUCCAAUGGAAAAUGGGAAUCUCCUGAUCCACUCUGCGCACCAAAGAGUUAAAACCCAAAAACUGGAGCAAUUUUUAAGUCUACUUUUCUCAUUCAGUGUCUGGAAACAAAGCUUCUGUUUCUGCUUUCCCAAUUGAAAAAAAAAAGAAAAAAGAAAGAGAAAGGAUUCUGACAUCUGAAACGACUUUUCCACUUAUGGUGUCGAAACAUAUCAAAUAUAUGUUUUUAGUUUUGUUUUUUUAAAUUGCAAAUUAAAUUAGGAAUAUCCAAUGAUACUCAGACCAUUUAUUGCCACCAUGAGGUUUGUGGUUUUGAGUUAAUUUCUCAGUGAUUGUUAGACGGAUUGCAACGUACAUUCCCGUUCCUCUCAGGAUAAGCUGUAAUAACUUUGUUGAUCCCUUAACUUUUCAUCUGGCAAUGUCAUUAAGUCAAAGUCUGAACUGGCUGACUAAAUACCUGCAGAACUAAUGACAUUCCCGUCAGCCUCAGCCAUAAAAUUUGCAUAUGUUAGCAUGCUAACAUGCUGGAAUAAGAUUGUGGAACACAGCAAACAUACACGCGCUUAGCAUGUUAGAUCUGUCAUUGUAAGCAUAUUAGCAUGGUGACAUUAGCCUUUAGCUCAAAGCACAGCGGUGUCUGUGUACAGCCUUACGGAGCUGCUAGCAUAGCUGUAAAUGCUUCAACAUCAAACAAAUGUUUAUACAAGAAGUAUUUUACUUAGUAAAAUGUCAAACAAUAAGGUGACAUGUACGUCUGCCUUUCAUAUCAGUCCUUUCCUAACGUACACGGCAGCUUUGUUCCAAGUUAAAUAAAGCACAUUACACAUUAGACAGAAUACAACCCCUGUGCAAAAUCACAUGAAUGUCAAAUGAUUCUAAAUUCCUUCACCUCUCAAUAACAGCUUUAUUUAUGACUUGAACAGUAGCGGAUUUCAACUCAUGCAGCCCCUAAUUAUCCCACUUCCAUCACUUUUCUUCACUGUCAGGAGUCAGGACCAUACAUUCACUGUGGUAGUCCUGAUCAGGUUCACACCAAACAUGACAGACUCCAUCUAAGUCCAACAAACUUAUCUUGGUCUCAUCUUGACUGUAGAAUGUGCUCCCAAACUUCUUUUAAUGUUCUUUAGCAAAAAACAACCUUGUAGUUUAGUAUCAAAGAGCAACAAGGGUUUGUUUCUUGUCCUCCAUCCAAAGAGGUUGAUGUUAUAAAGUGUCCUUCACUGUCUGAGCUUCACAGAAACUCUGGUUUCGUUUCCACCGAUAACCUUCCAAUUUCACAAUUUUAAAUCAUUUGACAUUUCAGUGACUUUGUGCAGGGCUGUCCUCAUUUCGACUGCAGACCGUACGCAUACUUUGCAAUUACGUUGUCACACAACAUUCACAGGAAUUUUCAGUGGGGAAAAACUACAAAAACAAUGAUACAAUACUGCAAACUUAUGAACCAUGAUAAAAUGUCACCUCAGAAAGCAGUUAAACUAGCAAUAUUUCCAAUGAAUUAAAAUUGAAAAUGAUUUUGCCAUAUUUAGUCUUCCAUAGCGCUCCUGCUGUUACAUCUUGUCUGAUUCUGUACAUCCAUACGUGUUCUUUUGUAUGUAUAUAGUACAGCAGCAUUUUAUGUUCUGUGACAGUGAUUUAAUUCAUUCGUGCUGUUUUUCUUCCAUUUUAAAGGUCUGAGAGGUGCAUCAGUGUGUUCCACUGAGCGGCUGAGUGAUCAGGUUUAGUCAUAUGAGAUGUGCUGUUGAUGUGGUUCUUUUAAGGUUAGCCUAAAGACAAAGUGUCUUUCACUGGGAGUGUACAAAAAGUCUGAGCUUUGUAUUUUAAAUAUAGCGACAAACUGAGCACUUAAUCCUUCAGUAUGCUAACAAAUGGAAAUCCUCUCCUCUGCUAGCCACCGACUUCAAAACACAAUAUAUCCCAGCUUCAACAGCGACAUGAGGAGUAGUCUGUGAACACUUUGUGCUGGUAAAUCCUGACGAGCUAAACGACCCCACUGCCACUCCUGUUUCCAAGUGAUCUUGCUGAAUGUAUCUGUCCUGAUUUCACUGUGUACUCCAGUGUGCUCCUGGUGUGUCUUAGCCAUCCAACCUCAUGGGCUUUUGUUCCUUCCAAAUGGACACCACUUGUGUUUACCUCUGUAAUGAUAGUAGUGUUAUUAGUCUUGCCUUUUUGUGCACUAAAUUAAUAAACUUACUUGAUACCAA